AUGAUGAGAGAUUUAGGGGUAGCUUCCCCAGGAGACGGAAUAAACGGCAACCCAUCUCGACAUUCAUCGCGACAAGGUUCGAAUGAUCGGUUGUACCCAUCACUUUUUCCAUCAGACGAUGAAGAUGACGACCCGUACUAUUCAAAAGACAGUGACAGUGCUAGUGGAGCAUCUGUUACAAGUGAGGCACGCUCAACUCCCCCACCUGUCAGUCGCAGACGACACCUUUACCCUCAGAAUGAGUUUGUGAAUCACCUGAGACCUGAGGAGGUUCGGUGGUUUUAUAAACAAACAGGGGAAAAGGAAUGGAGACCAUUUAUUGGAUACGACUCUUUGAGAAUAGAAUGUAGAUUUCGUGCUAUGCAAAACAUACUUGAAGAAGAGAAGACAAUGUUUGAAAAAGAUAUCAUUACUGUCAGGGGCGGUCUAUAUGAAGUUAAUGUGGAUAUGAAAAAAUGUACCCCGAUUUAUUGGUCAGAGGAUGAGGCAGAAAUGAGGCGCGGCUUGUGGUUCUAUGACGAUUAUUGGCAGCCACUGGAUGAUGAGUCUGCUCUGGAGAUAGAAUCUGUACACAUUUCAAAGUACAUGGGACAUAAACUAGAUCAACCUCCACAAUCUAAAGGCAAGAAACAAGUCAUUCAGCGAAAGAAUUUUCAAGAAUUCUAUGUAGAUUGGAAUGCUGUAGAUGAGGUCUAUCUUUUCAGUGAGUCAGCUUCAUCUAAAAUUUUCAGAUCUGUGAGCAACAAGAUUGGAAUUCCAAAAGGAGGUAAGCGUCUGCGACGUGGCUACCGUUACGAGGCGGUGAUGGACGAUAAACCACCAGACAUCUCACAUUUGCUGUUUGUUAUUCAUGGUAUUGGGCAGAAAAUGGAGACAGGCAAUAUAAUAAGUCGCUGUCGUGAUCUUAGAAAUCAAGUGAAGUUAUUGAAACAGAAGCUGUUUCCAAACUUUGAUGAAUUAAAUCAGCGAGCUGAAUUUUUACCUGUGGAAUGGAGAACAAGGCUAAAGCUUGAUGGAGACACUGUAGAUUCUAUUACUCCACACAAGCUGCGAGGUAUCAGGACUGUUCUAAACAGUAGUGCCAUGGAUAUUCUCUACUACACUAGUCCUCUAUAUAGGUCUGAGAUAACACACAGUUUACAGAACGAGCUCAACAGGCUUUAUGAGAUGUUUUGUAGAAGAAAUCCAUACUUCCUCGCUAAUGGAGGAAAAGUGUCUAUCAUUGCUCAUUCCUUAGGUUCUGUGAUAACAUAUGACAUCAUUACUGGUUGGAACCCCAUACAGAUGUAUGACCAGUUUGUUACUUCUGUGAUCAAAACUGAGGAACAAACCGCCAGCUCAUCAUCGGAGAUACGAGAUGAACUCAAAGAAGCAAAAAGAAGAGUCAAUGACCUGGAAUCACUGCUAAUGACAGUCCAUGAGAAACAAAAGACUGAGACAACUCUAAACUUCCAGUUGGAAAACUUGUUCUGCCUGGGAUCACCAUUAGCGGUCUUCCUGGCUCUCAGAGGAGUUCGGCCAAAAGGGAAAGGUACAUUGGAUCACAUUCUUCCUAGCUCAGCCUGUAAACGCCUCUACAACAUUUACCAUCCUUACGACCCUGUGGCAUACAGACUAGAACCUCUAAUUCUGAAGCACUACUCCACCAUUGCACCGCUGUGUAUCCACAAACAUGAUGCAGGAAAUAAGCAGCCUUAUUGUCAGAUGAAGACAGAAGCAUAUGCUGCCUUCCAGGGUUCAAGUGAGAGACUGAGUGAGCGGAGUGACCACUCAGACAGAGAUUAUGUCGAUGGCACAGAGAUGGCAUCUAAUAGCAGUCGGGACAAUUCUCCUUCUCGCAACCAAGGUUUAACUUCAUUCUUGAGUGGUAUCUUCACAAAGAAGAGUGAAGUCAACCUUGCUGCAGAACUGAAGAGCAUCAAGAGGUUGGAGAAGGAUGCUGCUGCAAUAGAAAAGUCUCUCAAGUCAGAUAGAAUGGAAGAAGACAUAGACCAAACAGAUUUGGAGUACCGUAUUGAUUUCCAGCUGAGAGAAGGUGGAUUUGUUAGUAGUUAUCUUUCUUUGCUGACCUCUCACACAUCCUACUGGAAGGACAGUGAUGUAGCGUACUUUCUGUUGACUCAUCUUCAUCCUGCUCUGGAGAGGUCCUGACAGAUGAUCAAGGGCAAUUACUGAGACAUAGACUCAUCUUCAUCCCAUGCAUGAGGAAACAGAGGACUAAAGACAAUGUGCUUACCAUAAUGAGUCAUAGAUGCAUCUUCAUCCUGCCCUGGAGAUGUCCUGACAGAGGACCU
This is a messenger RNA of Ylistrum balloti, 2294 nucleotides long. RefSeq names its product phospholipase DDHD1-like. Lineage: Eukaryota; Metazoa; Mollusca; Bivalvia; Pectinida; Pectinidae. The record is from RefSeq and is a predicted model, not a curated record. The transcript has 14 exons. Gene Ontology annotation, cellular component: cytoplasm. Bases 1 to 2151 code for a protein of 716 amino acids. Gene Ontology annotation, molecular function: glycerophospholipase activity; metal ion binding.